Acanthoscelides obtectus is the source of this 3443-nucleotide messenger RNA. Lineage: Eukaryota; Metazoa; Arthropoda; Insecta; Coleoptera; Chrysomelidae. The record is from the annotation of a GenBank genome assembly.
UGUCGCAAAAAUCUGUGAAAAAAAUUCGAAAUAUUUGUUUAUUAGCAAUACUUGCACACUUCGACUGCGGAUCAGAGUCGACCAGACACUUAUUGUGUCGAUCGCACCGUAGAAAUUUCUCUUCGGCACCACAAGAGCCGCUGUAAGUGAAGGGAAAAUACGAAACAGAAUUUAUAAAUAUGGGUUCGACCGUAUUGCAGAAUCUAGUGAUUUAACGAACUUCGUCGGUGAAAAAACAACCAUCCCCGUUUUUGGGUUUUGUAUUCUUUGGGGUGCGCACACGUAAAAUGAGGUUCAAUAUAACAUUCUUCUUGGUAAUAUGCACGACUUGCGUUUUGUGCCACGCCAGACCAGCGAAUGAGGACUACGCUGAGUACGAGACUGAAGAAGCAGCGGCACCAUCUCCUCCAAAGAAAGUACCAUCCAGACCGCUCGUCUCCAGGCGGAAUCCUCUCACAGCCCGAGCAAACGGAAAAGCUACCACUAGUACUACAACUACAACUGCGACACCACAGGAUGAAGAAGAACUGCCUGCCGAGGCAGAUUACGAAGAAGAACAACCUCAAGAAACUAGCUCAACCACUGAAGCAGCCAAAAAAUUUAUUAAAGGGGGUAUCAUAAGACCAAUAAGAACAAAUGAUGAUUUGUUGGCUACAUUGAAGAGGAGGAGAGAACAAGCAACUAGUAAAGUGAAACCAGCUCAACACCACGAAGAAGAAUCACCAGCAGCAACCGCGGAAAAAGAAGCACAAACAACGAAAACAAAAUCUUCAUCGGCAACAACUGGCGGACGAAGGCGGUUCAAUAAGGAAAAGAAAGAAGGUAGCGAGAAUUCUGAAGAACCAUCAUCAACUGCAGCAACUGCAAGAGCGGGAAGAAGGUUCCAUGGAAGAAGAUAAUUGUGAUGAGAUGUUAGGUUUUUUAUUGAAAUAAAUAGUUUUUAUACAUUUUCUAUAAAUGACCAUGGAUCAUACCAAAGCGUAAUGCUUACAUCUUUCCGUAUCUCAUAGGAAGAGAAGAUGACAACUGUGCCCGAAUCUCCCCGCGAUUUGAAUAGUGGAUCAAUGCCGCUAUUUUUAAUAACAAGGGAAAUAGAAUCUCCAGCUACAAGAGUCUGUUAGGUAUUGUAUUAACCAAAAACAACCAACGUUUUCGUGCUGGUACAUUUGUGCCUAACAUUAGCUAUAUAGUCUACUGGAUAGCAUAUUCCUGACCAAAGGGCGGCUUGUUUAGUUUUGGUAGAAGUAGCUCAAGUUCUAUGAAAGGAGUUACUAUAAUAUGAUAUAUUUUGUGUAUUGUAUCGCUGGGCUAGAUGUACGUACGUUUUAACGAAGAAAUCUUGCAUAGGGUGGAUAGGGAUAUGCGAGCUAUACGAUGUCAUAGAAAUUCACACGACAGCUCACCUAGAUUAUGUGCCCAGGAAUGAUAAAUGUCGGUAUGACCUACUCAUAGUAAAAGGAUAGAUCGAGGAAAAACGAGGAAUAUGGAUGGAAAAAUAAUCAAAAAUGAGGAACAUUUGACACUAAAAGGCAUAGAUUUUCAGCAACUCAUAUGAGAUGAGAUUUGCAGGUGAAACUGCGAAUCUUUGUAAGAGCUGACUGCCAAUUUCUUAUAGUUUGUAGUAAGUAAACAUCUAUUCAGUGUUGAGAAAUCACGUGUAAAGUGUACUUCAACCUCUAAGAUAAAUUCUGGAAGCAUUUGAGAAAUACAUUAUCUCCAAACCAUUUUGUUUAAAUUGCAACCAGGUAAGAUGCUCGAAGAUAAGCAGCUGAUCACUGCUGUAAAGAAUCAUUGAUAUGAAAAAUCCGACAUGCAUUUUUGGAUUUGGUCGGAUGUAGUGGCAUAUUAAAAUAUUAACUAUGUUUUGAGCGAAUCGGCCAAUAUUUAGGUAAACUAUUACUUUGUCAUGACAUACGCAACUGUAGCUUUCUUAAGGGGGAUUAGAGUCCUUACAUAUUGUGAGAGCGCUUCAGGUAAUUUAUUCAUCCCAAAAUUUGAAAAGCUAUAGAUAAUUUGCAUGUUUCAAGUUUGGAAAUUGAGAAUGCUUUGGAAUUGAAUGGUACUGAAGUUUGGUUAUAAUAGGCCCAAAACAUGAAUGAAUGAAAUUUUUUAUAUGAUUUUUUAAACUCGUAGAUGGUAGCCUCAACACUUUAAAUCCAUUUUAAUGCUUUAAUGUCAACUUCGCAUCGAAUAGAACAAUACACACACACACACAGAAUAUAUGGGAGGAAACGUUAAUUUGCCUCUUAAAAACAGGGUAAGUCUUUUGCGAUUUACCUGUGUGAUACAUGUUUUCAUCAACUUUCCUCCAAUAGUUUUUUGAAUCAUGUCGCUUCAAAAAUACCGAAGAAAUUACGAAAGUAUAAGCUGUAGUCACCGUUCUUGGCGGUUACGUCAUCAACGCCAUGUGAAAUAAGUAAACAGAUCGAGUCUCUCUACCAUGAGCGCAGACUAAUCUCCAGCGCAUCUCCUACUCUCUCCAGUAGGCAUGAAGUGGGUAAUAGGGGACAGCUGUUGUCAUUCUCUUCCUGGAAAUACUAUAACAAACUUAGCACGAGCCGUCGACCUUCUCCAUUGAUCGUAUUUCUGGGCAUUGUACAAUUUUAUAUUGAAGAUUGAUAACAGGUCAACUUAAAUUGCACGCCGGAGUCAAGUGAGUUGUCAUUGUGAUAAAUAUGAUUGAAGGGCACUCAUACGUAACGACAAAGUUUUCGAGACGGAGACACAACUAUAAAAAGUAUGUCUUUGAGCUUACCGAACAAACGUUUACACACAGGGGUAGGUUGAAUGUGUAUAUAUGAUGGAGAUGGCUGUAUGAAAGCAAUUUCUGUAGUUUUACUUUGAGCUGCCAAAAACUGUGAAAAGAACCAUAUUUAUCCAUCUCUCAUAUAAAAUGUUACGAGCUUUCGUCGGAAAAGCACGCUUAUGGUAUUUGCAAGCUCUUUAAGGGGUCAACGUUUUUUACACUAUUUUUUAGAGCCUAUCAAUUCCAGACGUCUAAAAAUAUCCAUUUAUAAUGUAUUUCUUUUGAUUCAAUAAGUUGAUAACUUAAAACUAAUUAAAUUUCAUAGGAUAAGCACAAAAAAGUUAGUUGUCGGUAUUUAGGGACAAAAUCAAUCAAAAUUAAAAUAAAAUCCCCCGAAAAGUUGUCAAAUUCGCAUUUGUAGAUUCACCUAUUUUUUGAGGUAUGUUGACUAUUUGCAUAAUACCUAGAUAGGCAUGCCACCUCCGUGAUUUUUUUGGUCCACAAAUCUGCAAAGGAUAUUAUACGAUCGUAAGAGAAGUUUGUUGCUCAUUUGUAAAAUCUCUCUCGCACAGAGUAUGUUACAUCAUGUCGAAAACCUUUGUAAGCUAUAAAGAACAACUAUAUGGGUUUCUCUGAAGAUAUUGAACAUGAGUAUGAAUAAUUUUAUGGUAAGUGUCAAUGUCUAUUUCUUACUGAC